CCAAUGUGAUUUUGUGCUUCCUUUAACCUUCGCUUUGCUUGCACACACACUCUCACUUGACCUUCCAUCUUUGCUGAGAUCUUCACCAUCCUGCGGAGCUCGACCUCGCUCGUCGAAUCGGUACACCCGCAAAAUCUUCGAUGUCGAUCUUCGAGUACAACGGAAGUGCCCUAAUCGCCAUGGUGGGAAAGAAUUGCUUUGCGAUAGCCAGCGACCGCAGGCUCGGCGUGCAGCUCCAGACGAUCGCCACCGAUUUCCAGAGGAUCUACAAGGUCCACGACAAGCUCUUCCUCGGUCUCUCUGGACUCGCCACCGAUGCUCAGACUCUGUACCAGAGGCUUGUGUUUAGGCACAAACUUUAUCAGCUUCGGGAAGAGAGGGACAUGAAGCCCGAGACAUUUGCUAGCCUUGUUUCAGCCCUUCUCUACGAGAAAAGAUUUGGCCCAUACUUUUGCCAACCUGUAAUUGCUGGACUGGGAGAUGGAGACAAGCCCUUCAUUUGCACGAUGGAUUCUAUUGGAGCGAAGGAGCUUGCUAAAGAUUUUGUUGUGGCGGGCACUGCCUCAGAAUCUCUUUAUGGUGCCUGCGAGUCAAUGUUCAAGCCUGACAUGGAAGCUGAGGAAUUGUUCGAAACUGUCUCUCAAGCUUUGUUAUCAUCAGUAGACAGGGACUGUCUAAGUGGUUGGGGAGGACAUGUCUAUGUUGUAACACCGACUGAAAUCAGAGAACGAAUUCUGAAGGGGAGAAUGGACUGAUCUUUCUCUGGAGUUGGAAGCUGAUCAUUCAUAAUGUUCCUCAACCACCUGUAGCUUCUCCAUCAUCCUUUUUUUAUUUUUGUUUUGUUCCAGAAAAGUGAAUUAAUUAGGGACUGCUCCUUUUGUCUGUUUUGGAUUAUUUUGUGCCGAACUAUUGAGAAUUGUGUCUGCAAUGUGAUUGAAAUCUGGAUGCAGAGAUCACAUUCCCUCAUCGCUAUGGAUGGAUAUCAGUUAAUGGGAAUUAAAACUGCCAUAUGAGGCGAACUAGUUCAUCAGCUACACUUAGUUUGAAUGGCUAUUCUUUUUUCCUCUA
This is a messenger RNA of Rhodamnia argentea, 1068 nucleotides long. Its product is annotated as proteasome subunit beta type-3-A. Bases 141 to 755 code for a protein of 204 amino acids. The transcript has 7 exons. Lineage: Eukaryota; Viridiplantae; Streptophyta; Magnoliopsida; Myrtales; Myrtaceae. Gene Ontology annotation, cellular component: proteasome core complex, beta-subunit complex; proteasome core complex. The record is from RefSeq and is a predicted model, not a curated record. Gene Ontology annotation, biological process: proteasome-mediated ubiquitin-dependent protein catabolic process.